This is a messenger RNA of Colletotrichum higginsianum IMI 349063, 1041 nucleotides long. RefSeq names its product Mitochondrial 3-hydroxyacyl-thioester dehydratase. NCBI's taxonomy places the organism in Eukaryota, Fungi, Ascomycota, Sordariomycetes, Glomerellales, Glomerellaceae. Bases 1 to 1041 code for a protein of 346 amino acids. Gene Ontology annotation, molecular function: (3R)-hydroxyacyl-[acyl-carrier-protein] dehydratase activity. The transcript is spliced from 2 exons. The record is from RefSeq and is a predicted model, not a curated record. Gene Ontology annotation, cellular component: mitochondrion.
AUGCUCUUUAAUAGCAGCAGAAUGGCAUCUCUCGCCCACCAGCUACGUCCGGCCCUCCUCCGUCGCGCCGUCGGAGGCCGCCGGUGCCUGACCACCAACGCGACGCAAGCCGCCGCCGAGCUCCUCGACACCUUCGCCGGCAGAGACGUCGUCCGCAGACAGCUCCUCGACGCCAACCAGCUCCAGCGCCUCAGCCUGACGCUCAACCGCAGGGAGCUGCACCGCGGCCAGGACGUCUCCGCGGACGCGCCGGCGCAGGGCACGCCGCUGCCGCCGGGCUACCACCUCGUCUACUUCACGCCGGCCGGCGUCGAGAGCGAGCUGGGCAUGGACGGGACGGACAAGACUUUCAACGCGCCGGCGCCGUUCACGCGCCGGAUGUGGGCCGGCGGGAGGAUGCGGUUCGUCGAGGGCACCUCGCUGAGGGUCGGCGAGGAGGUCGAGGAGCGGACGAGGCUUGUUGCGGCGACGCCGAAGACGAGCAGGAGCGGCGACGAGAUGGUGCUCGUCGACGUCGAGAAGGAGUUUUGGGGCCGCGACGGGCUGGCCGUGAAGGACCGGAGAUCAUGGAUCUUCCGCCCCGAGGUCAACGUCUCCCGGGCCGCCGAGACGGCACCGCCGCGCGGCGUCAGGCCGUCAGCUUUCGGGCCCUCCACGAUUACCGACCGGGCCGGUGCAGACGGCAGCGGCGUGGUCCGCCACCUCCGGUGGUCCCCCGUCGGCCUCUUCCGGUUUUCCGCCCUCACCUUCAACGGCCACAUGAUCCACUACAACGAGCCCUGGACCAAGGACAUCGAGCGCCAUCCCGACGUCGUGGUCCACGGGCCGCUGAACCUGAUCGGCAUGCUCGACUACUGGCGGGACGUGUACGGCCGGGACGGUGCCGAGGUGCGGGAGGUCGGGUACAGGGCCGUGUCGCCGUUGUACGCGGGCGAUGAGUACACCGUCCGCACGGCGGCUGUCGAGGGGGGCAAGGAGUACGAGAUACUGGUCGAGAAGGGCAGCACGGUGUGCAUGAAGGGUGAGAUUAUUAGCAGCUGA